CACUGGGGAUGAUGAUGAUGAUUCAGAAUCAGAUGUGGACAUCUUCAGAGGAUGAAGAGGAAAAAGAGAGAUGGCCUUUGAGAAGAAUAACUGUGAUAUGUACCUGCUGUUUUUGCAUGAAGCACAAUUUUUUAAAAAAGACUGUAAAAAGUAAGGAGGGUGUCCAGCAGAGCUGUGAAGAUAACAUUAUGGCCAACAUUAUUAAGGUUGUUGUAGUAAAACCUAUUUACUUUUUUGAAAACUGUACACCCUGCGCAGUAGACUCUCCCAAUCCACUUAUUCGCUCUUGUGUUUCUUGGGGUCGCUCAGAAGCAUUUCACCAGAUUAGAUGUAUUUCUUCUAAAAUCAAAGAUGUGGAGGUAUUUUACCGCCCGUAGCACCUUUUGAUACAUCAAUGUGCUGCAGGCCUUCAUAGACCAUUACAACAGAAGUUAUCAGAACUGUCAGAGGAUGCCCAAUCGACAUGACACACGCUAAGACGCUGAGCAUAUGGAAAACCAUCUACAAGGAUAGUUUUAAAAUAAAGGCACUGCGAGUGAUUUUUAAGAAAGGGGAUCACGUAAGGGUAUCUAAAAUGAAGGGUAUUUUUGAAAAGGGAUAUCAGCAAACCUUUACCGAUUAAAUAUUUAUUGUGUCUUGGGUUUUAUUGCGAGGACAGUGGCCUGUGUACGCAUUUUACCCCAAAGAACUACAAAAAGUAAACCCUAACCAGGAUCACAUUUACAGGGUAGAAAAGAUUCUAACGAAGAAAGGUUGGGGAAGGCAUGACUAUUUCUUGGUGAAAUGGAGAGGAUAGCCUGAAAAAUUUAACAGUUGGGUUAAAGCGUUUCCAGUUCAAGACCUCUAAUAAAGGGAGGAAAAAAUGACUGAAGGAGGUUUUUACGUUACGUUACCUAGCAAUGCCUCUGUGGGGGGCUUUUCCUCAAAAUACUAGUUCCAAUUUUACAAUACAACUGGCCAAGCCUUUAAAUUUGAUUGGCUAUUGGGAUGUUGCUUCAUCGGAAAUUCAUUAUUGUUACUUGUGGAACACAGUCUUUCACGAUACGCCGUUUGUGAUAGCAUCAAAAAAGAAAUUUGGUCCUACAACAUAGAAGCCAGCUAUUAUUCAAGCAUUCAUCAUUCAACAAGAACAUCGACAAAGAUUCCGAAAAACUGAAGGUCAGCGUCAUUUACAACUCGGUGACCAGAAGGGUUCAGUUAGAAGCAAACGAUGAAAAUUAAUUUUUUUCUGCAUGGGUAGAAUUGGCAGCAAUAUUGGGAAUGAUUCCGAAUAGUCCAUGUAAGAUAGCACCCCACCCCACAGACAUCAUGGGAGGGUUUAACUCUUUAUAUGUGUACACGAACAUAGUGGAACAUCAGUUAGUGGGGAACUACUAGUGCCGUUGUUGCGCUGUGUUCCCAUCCGCGGCAGCAACAACGAAUUUAUUACCAUCAUGUAUAACAAACCGUAUUACGUCCCUGUGAGUAAGCAGCAUAUAGGUACUGCAUUUGCGCCCCAGGAAAGUUGAAGAAUGGUGACUAUAAAAAAACUACGGGGAUCCCUUUUUAUAUAGGAACUACUACAAGGCCCAGGCUGGUUAUGCCUUACCGGGCUAUUAAGGAUUACCCAUCAUGUACAGGGCCGGUUUAGGAGGGAUAUUCCACAGUCUUUUUAGAAAAGCCAUGCUGCUUUUGAGAAGACGUUUUGAAGUUAUUAAACUCCACAUUAAAACAGCCGCAAAAAAUAUAACCAGAGACGUAGUGAACCCCAUGUCUAGCGCCGUUAUAAACAAAAUAGGAGCGCACAUGCCACAGGAAGGUUCCGGUUUAGUGAUGUUGAGGAGAAAAAGAGCAGGAUUGCGCCUGCCAUUUAAAGGGCCUCCUAGGCCCUUUUAAAAGAAAAAGCUGCCAGAAGACGCCUCAGCCAUAAACCUAAAAGGCGCCCCAAGAAGAGGAAGUGGAGCAUCGCCCGCAGUAAAAGGGACAUAUUUUAAAAUGGCUUUCAUUCAUUGUGGCUCUGAAGAAUGUACCAAAUCAGAACUGGAUUUAUUUCAAAUAGCCCCCACACAAACCAGCAUCGAGAAUAGCUUUUAUGUAGAGAUGCCGCCUUUGGCCACUUUGAUGGUGAAUGUCCCUCUAGAAUUUUUUAUUUUGGGACACGGGGAUCAUUACUUAGAUGGUAACAACAUGCUGUCGUACACGUGCUGCAAGGAGGUAAAAGAAGAUGGGUCAGGCAUUGACGACGACGCCAGGGUUGCCCUAACAAACUACCCCAUCGCCACCUUUUUUAACCAGAUGGAUGUCACACUAGGCGACUGUCUUAUCAGUCAGAGCAACAAUUGUUACCCUUACAGAGCCUUGAUAGAGCUGAUUCUGAACUACAGCCAUGACAUCCUCACUGUGCAGAUUUCGGCAGGAGGGUUUCAUAAAGACACGGCGGGGGCUCACGAAAGCACUAUUUUGGAUGGCACGGGUAAAAAGGGGUUUAUGCACAGGGCCAGACUAAUGGCCAGCAGCAGGAAGCUGGAUUUGUUGGGGCCUCUACACAGUGAUUUGUUUUCUCAAGAAAAACUGUUGCUGAACGGCGUGGACUUGAAAAUUAAACUGACACGUAGCAAAGCUGUUUUUUGCCUCAUGAGUGGGAAUGCCAACCAGAAUGAUAAAGUUCACAUUAUUUCAGAGUCCCUCUUUGUAAAACGGGUGACAGUGACCCCGGGGGUCUGCUUGGGGCACACUGAAGCGCUAAUGGCCGCCAGUGCUAAGUACCCGGUAGACAGGGUGGGCAUAAAGGUGUUUAGCAUUCCGGCAGGCAGUCGUGUCAGUAACCAGGAAAACCUCUUCUGGGGACAGUUACCCAAGCAGCUUGUAAUUGCAUUUAUAGAUAACGACGCCUUCAGCGGCAGCUACAUUAAAAACCCUUUAAAUGUUACAAUAUUAAUUUUGUGGCCUUGUAUGUGGAUGGUGAACAGGUGCCGGCGAAACCCCUACAACCCAAUUUUGAGAAUGGAAACUGCCUGAGGGAGUAUAUGCAGCUCAGGCAGGUGACUGAGAAAUAUG
This is a messenger RNA of Chrysemys picta bellii (western painted turtle), 3036 nucleotides long. The record is from RefSeq and is a predicted model, not a curated record. Lineage: Eukaryota; Metazoa; Chordata; Testudines; Emydidae.